AAGAAGUCUCAGGACACCAUCAAUGGGGCGCACCGUCUCUUCGCAGGAACUCGGAGAGACUGGGUAGCCAUUCUGCGCCGCUUGAGCCGCCGCCGGAGUCGCGGGACCGUUCGCUCCGUGUUCAUCAUCGAGUGGCAACUCCCGUCAAUGUCAAGGAUAAAUUCGCAGGUGAAGACAGUAUAUACUCCGGGGCAACCCUGUCGCUCGGCGGUGGAAACCGGGCGCCGGUUCGCAGCACCUUGUGCUAUGUUGUGGUGCAUUCUCGUACUAGCCCUUCCCCGUAAUGCGCACGGUAAAUUCCGCCCAUAUGCAAACAACGGUGGAUCACUGGCGGCAGCGUGUGGUCACGGCUUCGCUCUGAUUGCGGCAGACUCGCAGUUCUUACACGGUAUGAUGAUAACCUCAUCGGUCUUCGACCGCGUGGUACCUCUCUCUGACGUGGUGCUCAUGGGUACUUCAGGCUGUGCUGCGGACUGUGAGUCAAUGACCCAUGACGUACGAACAGAGGCGGAACGAUAUAUCGUGGGUGCGAAAUUAUCAAUGGAUGCUUCGGUGGCAGCGCAGCUAUGCUCAGGGGCAAUGUAUGCACGGCGAGGUUUCCCCCAUCAUAUGUCACUGGUGGUUUGCGGACUCGACAGCGUAGGGUUUGGUCGAGUGUUUGUUUUUGAUUCAAUUGGCUCACUUAUGGAAGGUCCAACAGUUACGGCCGGGUCCGCACGGGAAGUCCUUCAAUCGGUCCUUGAUGGACUUACCCCCUGGCAUUGUUCCAGUUGUGGUAAGAGAGUGCCCAACUUUCAAUGCGCCGAUGAUGCCAGGGAAGUCCUACUGGCCGCAUUCCGAGUUGCAGCCAGGAGAGAUGCGACCGUUGGGCGCCUUGUCGAUCUCACUCUUGUCCGACAGACGGAAGCACCACUCCGCGAGACCGUAUUGGUUGAUGGCCUCGCGAAGUCAACGAAAUUCCUCGCUGGUUAGAUUGAGUAUCGCUUGCAGCGAUUGCUGGUGUAUCAGACGGAUGCAAAUUUAUUACAUAUUGCCCACCCGGACGCGGCGCGCCGUCCACGCGCCUUGAGCUUUCCGCUGCGCUCGUAGACGCAGGCCAUGGGGGUGUCGAGCACCUCGGCGUCCAGCGGGAGCUCGCCCUUGGGGGAAAUGGCAGUAUUGCCUCACCCCCCUUCAAUUGUAUCAAAAAUGAUAUGAUUGUAAUUACCCGCCGGGCAAUGAAAUAACAAAAGCAACACCUC
Messenger RNA from Aureococcus anophagefferens, 1241 nucleotides. RefSeq lists its product as hypothetical. The coding region runs from base 148 to 972 and encodes 274 amino acids. The transcript has a single exon. The record is from RefSeq and is a predicted model, not a curated record. NCBI's taxonomy places the organism in Eukaryota, Pelagophyceae, Pelagomonadales, Pelagomonadaceae. Gene Ontology annotation, cellular component: proteasome core complex.